ACACUCUCUUUCCAUCCUCCACUCAGCUCACAGCCUGCAUCACGACAGGACCUGCUCCCCGCCUGCCGGCUGCACCUGCCUACACCUUGCCGUGUCAGGAGCGUGACAGAUUGACAGAUUGACAGACAAGCAGACAGACAAACAGACAGAAUCAUGCGUGUGUGGUGGUGGCUGACGGUGGCGGCGUUGGUGGUGGCGACGCUGGGAGUCCCUGGAACAGACGCGCAAAGGACUUCCAGCAGCAGACUCGCCCAAAUAAUGAGGACGAUGAUGGACGGCGUGGGCAGCGUGGCGUCCAGGAUCGGCAAUGGCAUGAUCAAGAGUAUGGGCGGCACACCAGGGCAGUUGCCGCUGAGAGAGGCACCACAGCGGAAGCGGAAUAAUCGCCCCGUGCCCUCCACCCUCCCUAAAGAUGGCGCCCUGGCCCCUAACGCACCCCAAUCACAGCGUGCCCCCCGGAAGAAGCCCCAAAGCCGCAUGUCGUUCCGCCGCUUCGUCGACACCACCAUGGCCGGCAUUGCUAACAUCAUUCCCAGACUGCGGCGUCGCUCCUCCAACCGCCGCCGCUUCGUGAGGGACGCUGAGCUCCACUAAGGACAAGGAGGCUUCACUAAGGGCGCCGCUAACCCAGACACACCCACACCACCGCCCAUACCGUCCACCACAACACCAGGGGAAGGCACACACACGCCUUACUAACACCGCAACGCCCCUCGCUACUAAUACUAACAGGAGGCACCCCACAUUCCGUCACCGCCCACACCCACGCCCUCCCAGGAAACCCACAGGGGUAAGAGACAAGAGUAAGUCAAGCCCCCCGCCUCUCCUGCAUCCCGGCCCGCCGUACUCCUCCCGCCCCGUCAGUUCCUCCGGCCACGGCAGGAGGGUGGCACACUGGGGUUAAAAUUAGGUAGGUUCUUGAUAUUUUUGUUUUUGUUUGUUUUCUAUUUGACUCGUGAUUUUUUUCUUUUUUUUUCGCUUUUUGUUUUUAUUUUUGUUCAGGUUUAUUCAACUUUCCUUUGUUUUCUGUUUUCUUUCC
This is a messenger RNA of Portunus trituberculatus (swimming crab), 1039 nucleotides long. RefSeq lists its product as uncharacterized. The record is from RefSeq and is a predicted model, not a curated record. Lineage: Eukaryota; Metazoa; Arthropoda; Malacostraca; Decapoda; Portunidae. The transcript has 4 exons. Bases 154 to 594 code for a protein of 146 amino acids.